This is a messenger RNA of Phoenix dactylifera (date palm), 913 nucleotides long. Its product is annotated as putative GPI-anchored protein At5g19250. The record is from RefSeq and is a predicted model, not a curated record. NCBI's taxonomy places the organism in Eukaryota, Viridiplantae, Streptophyta, Magnoliopsida, Arecales, Arecaceae.
UCAUGAGUAAAAUAGAAGAAAAGAAGUUGGUGUGACAGCUAUGGAAAUCCUUCCCUUCCCACCCUCCUCAUUUUCUCCUCCUCCUCCCUACUUUCUGAGGAAAAGAAGAAGGAAAGAAAGGGUGAGGAAUGGGUCUUGGUCUCUCCAUCUUCUCCUUCUUCCCCCUCGCCUUUCUUCUUCAUUUCGCCAGAUGUGAUGAUACAAGCAGCGAACUUCUUAAAGGUAUCAACAGUUACAGAGCUUCCCUCAACCUUUCAGCACUAACAGGGAAUCAAAAUGCAGAGUGCUUGGCAGAACAACUUGCCAAACAGUUUAAGGGCCAACAAUGCAGCAACACUACAGGCUCCAAUACUGUUCCUGGGACCGAGCAACAGUUCCCAAACUAUCCAGACUUUCUGAACCACUGUCAUCUCAAUGCAACGGUCACUCAAGAUGCUGCUGUAAUGCCAGCUUGCAUACCUGGUCUAACUCCAGAUCUUGUCCUGUCCAACUUCACAAAAUCUCAGUACUCUCAGAAUCUGAAUGAUAGUCAUUUUGUUGGAGCUGGAAUCGCCGAUGAAGAUGACUGGGUGGUGGUUGUUUUGAGCACAAACACGCCCAGUGGUAGUUUUGCACCGGCAACAGGAGUUGCUUCAGUUGUCAAGGUUGCUAUUCGCCUCCAAUUGGUGCUGUUCCUGCUGGGUUUCGUCAUUGUCAUGAUGAGCUGAUGAGUGUUACAAUGGUCAAAACUCUUUCCUGUGCUGUCCAUUUAAAUUUGUCUCUAGUUUUUGAAUCUGCCAUGCCAAAAACUAUAUUUUCAUGGAGAAAAAUGGUACUUUGAAAUGUGAACCGACAACAAGGAUUUUAUCUUUGCAGUUCUGUGUUGAUUAGGAAAAUUCUACUGUGCCAUAGCCGUUUCUGGCAUUAUUUUUUA